This is a messenger RNA of Fragaria vesca subsp. vesca, 1963 nucleotides long. RefSeq names its product probable alpha-mannosidase I MNS5-like. Lineage: Eukaryota; Viridiplantae; Streptophyta; Magnoliopsida; Rosales; Rosaceae. The transcript is spliced from 15 exons. Gene Ontology annotation, cellular component: endoplasmic reticulum; membrane. Gene Ontology annotation, biological process: carbohydrate metabolic process; endoplasmic reticulum mannose trimming; mannose trimming involved in glycoprotein ERAD pathway. The record is from RefSeq and is a predicted model, not a curated record. Bases 44 to 1768 code for a protein of 574 amino acids. Gene Ontology annotation, molecular function: mannosyl-oligosaccharide 1,2-alpha-mannosidase activity; calcium ion binding.
ACACUAAUCUCAUCAAAAGAACCCCCAAUUGGAGCUUCUGCAAAUGUUGCCGCGCAAAUCUGUGACAUGGGUUUUACUCUUGCUGCUCAUCUUCUUCAACUUAUCGACCUCGCAUUCCGAUCCUCGCUGGGCAGCUAAGAAGAGACGCCUCAGAAAUAAAGUCCGUACCAUGUUUUACCAUGCAUAUGACAACUACAUGAUCCAUGCGUUUCCGCAUGAUGAGCUAAAGCCUCUUAGUAAAAGUUUCACUGAUUCUCUUAGUGAACUGGGAAACUUGAAGCUUGAACACCUACCACAAGACUAUAAUGGAUCUGCUCUUACACUUAUAGAGUCAUUGUCCAGCCUUGUCAUUAUGGGUAACAACACUGAAUUUCAAAGCGCAGUUGUUUGGCUUUCUGAAAAUUUGACUUUCGAUGUCGAUGCAAGGGUAAAUCUUUUUGAGUGCAACAUAAGAGUGCUUGGAGGACUGGUCUCUGCUCAUCUGCUUGCGACAGAUUCUACACACAGGUUGGGUCAAGGAGUUUAUAAAAAUCAGCUGCUUACUUUGGCCGAGGAUCUAGGGAACCGCUUUCUACCUGCAUUCAACACACCCACUGGGUUGCCUUAUGCAUGGAUUAACUUAAAGUAUGGAGUGGUGGAGAAUGAGACUACGGAAACCAGCACUUCAGGGUGUGGUUCUCUUAUUCUGGAAAUGGGAGCAUUAUCCCGAUUGACUGGAGACCCCAAAUACGAAUCUGCAGCGUUACGUGCUCUUCGUAAAUUAUGGAGCAUGCGGAGUUCCUUGAAUUUACUUGGUACGACACUGGAUGUAUCAACUGGGGAAUGGAUUGAGUAUUCAUCUGGGAUUGGGGCAGGGGUUGAUUCAUUUUAUGAGUAUCUGUACAAGGCCCACAUUCUUUUUGGAAAGGAAGAGUUUUGGAGAAUGUUUCAUUUGGCUUAUAUUGCUGUGCAGAAAUAUUUUAAACAUGGUCCAUGGUACCACGAAGCUGAUAUGAGGACAGGAAAAGCAACUUAUUGGCAACUUACAAGCCUUCAAGCAUUUUGGCCUGGCCUACAGGUUCUUGUUGGGGACAUUGCAGCUGCAAACUCAUCCCACCGUGAGUUUUUCUAUGUAUGGAAUAAGUUUGGAGUAUUACCAGAGAGGUAUUUGUUGGACCAUCAAAUGUUACAUCCUACAGAAAAAUAUUAUCCUCUGCGCCCUGAAUUUGCUGAGUCAACAUUCUAUUUGUACCAAGCAACCAAAGAUCCAUGGUACAUAGAAGUAGGUGAAUCAAUUGUGAAUUCUCUCAACUUACACACGAAGGUGGAAGGAGGUUUUGCUAGCAUUAGAGAUGUUACAACUAUGGAGUUGGAAGAUCAUCAACAUAGUUUCUUCCUUGCUGAGACGUGCAAGUAUCUAUAUCUUCUGUUUGACGAUUCAUUUUUGGCUGAACAAAAUUAUGUGUUCACAACUGAGGGUCAUCCCCUCCCGGUAUUGAGUAGUUGGCAGGAUAGGCUUCCCGAAACCUACAUCCAAAGUAACUGGACUUUUCUUAAGACUGACAAGGAAGUGAGACGGACAAGUGCAAUGUCCAAACAAGUAUGCCCUUCUACGUCAUUGAAUUCAUGGGAAUGUGCUGGCCAAAAAAUCGAGAGUGCCUGUCACAUCCUUGAUUUUCAUGGUGACCACCGGUGUUUAACAGACGAAGAAUGUGGGGUCGACUCAACUAACUGCAGACGAAGAUCAUGUAGCAUGGCCGGCUACUGCGGGCUAUGGCUAUUCAUAUGAGUCCCUUGGACGAACCAGAAGUUUUUCUGGUCGACAAUAAGUGUAAACUUGCAGGUAUGUAAUCUAUUACCUCGGCGAUACAUUACAAAGAAGAGAGGAUAGAAUCGGAGAAUACAUGGAUCAGCAGUGAAUAUCACACGGUUUGCUCUUUAGAUUCUUGAGCAAUGUACCAAUUAGGGAACACUGUAUUGGUUG